Molecule: messenger RNA, 951 nt
Organism: Capsicum annuum
Lineage: Eukaryota; Viridiplantae; Streptophyta; Magnoliopsida; Solanales; Solanaceae
Product: protein LURP-one-related 12
Exons: 2
Coding region: 206-838 (210 amino acids)
Source: RefSeq, a predicted model, not a curated record
AAUUUAAUACUCCUGUAUAUAUCAUAAAUAGAUCCACUUUACUAAUAAAUGCACACCACAUGUGUCUAGCAAUCUUCCACCUCUUCUUGGACCUUCCUUUUGGCCUUUUCACCUCAUAAAUAAAUAUCUCAUUUCAUUUCAGUAUUUUGAUUGCUAGGAAAAACAAGAAAACAAAGUUUUUCUUUUUUUCAAAGUGAGAAGAAAAAUGAAGAGCAAAGUAGUUGUUGAAGAUGCAUUUGUUUACAGUGAAGAGAAGAAUCUUACUGUUCGUAAAACUUCGCUGUUCUUCACUGGAGAUGGAUUCACUGCCUACGACUGCAAAGGCAACCUUGUUUUUCGAGUUGACACUUACGGUCCCGAUUCUCGUGACUUAGGUGAACUCGUUCUGAUGGAUGCUACUGGCCGAUGCCUUCUCACUGUUCGCCGUAAGAGGCCGAGUUUGCAUAACAGGUGGGAAGGCUAUUUAGGUGAAAGAGAAGAAGGAAAAAAGCCGAUAUUCAGCGUACGUAGAUCGUCGAUAAUUGGUAGAUCUAAUGUGACGGUGGAAGUAUACAGUAAUCCAAUUGAGGAGUAUCAGAUUGAAGGAUCAUUUGCUCAGAGAAAUUGCACGUUUUUCAAUGCUGAUAAGAUAUCGGUGGCUGAAAUUCGAAGGAAAGUGGAUGCUUGUGCCAAUGUGGUGCUUGGAAAGGACGUUUUUUCGCUGUCUAUAAAGCCUGGAUUUGACAGUGCGUUCGCCAUGGGAUUAGUACUUGUGCUUGAUCAAAUCCAAGUUGAUGAGUUGCCUGGUAAUCGGGUCGAUGCCGAUCCUAUCCCUGAUGAUCCUAGUCUUUCUUCUUAAUUAUCACUGUUUUUUAAUUUACUUUCUUUCUUCCUUCCUUCCUUCUCUUUUAUGUAAAAUAAGAAAUUCUACUAACUGAUGCCAGAUGUGAUGAGUAAUUUUUAUGCUAUCAA